Elgaria multicarinata webbii is the source of this 2815-nucleotide messenger RNA. RefSeq names its product inner centromere protein A-like. Gene Ontology annotation, cellular component: chromosome passenger complex; kinetochore; meiotic spindle midzone. Gene Ontology annotation, biological process: metaphase chromosome alignment; mitotic cytokinesis; meiotic spindle midzone assembly. The record is from RefSeq and is a predicted model, not a curated record. NCBI's taxonomy places the organism in Eukaryota, Metazoa, Chordata, Lepidosauria, Squamata, Anguidae.
GUUGUAGGUGUAUUCUCUGUCGCGUGGAGCAGUCUUUUAGUCUGGCUAAGCGAAAAUAGUCUGAAGUUUGCCUUUUGCGGGGCUACCGACGGAGGAAGGAAAGAACUAUUUGAUUUGGUUCUUGAGUUUCUAUGGACGUUUUUGCUCCUUGGCUUUGGUUCCUCUAUCUUGGUUAGGAAGAAGCCCUCUUCACUCUUCUCUCGUAUCCGCGACAAAGCCCCAAGAAACCAAGUAACCCGUCAAACAAGCAGCAAAACGUUACUUACUCCUUGGGCAUCAUGGCUGAGGCAAGAGGCCCCACUCACCUUCUAGAUGUCUGUGGCCAAAAGUUUUCAGAAUUCCUGUUCAAUGCGGAACAUAAAUCCUUGGUAUGGCUGCGGGAAAUUGAGGAGGAAGCCCUAAAGAUGUUCAGUAGCAAAUUCAGUGCUGAGCCCGAGCUGAUGCCUAAAACGCCAUCUCAGAGGAAACAUCGAAAGAAGAAGCGAUCUUUGUCUUUUAAAGAUGAAAAUAAGGAACUAACUCGAAAAAGACUAUCUAGAAGACGAAGCAGUGUAAAGACAGCAUCUUUUCCAAGGCUUUCCCUAAGCCAAGAGGGGCUGAAGAACCUCGAUGUGGGGAUAGCGGUAUCUAUAUCUAGUCUUACGACAAGCUCUGCUAAAGAAACUUCAGAAAUGCAGAGUGACAAGUCUGAUAUGGCUCCAGGAGGGGGAGAAGCACUUGGAAAUGACUGUAGCCAAAAUAUUGAAUUAAAGGGAAAGAGGGAUGAGGGGGUGGAUACAACCCCUGAACUUAUUACCGUGUGUUCAGGUGGCCAUUCAGUGGAUGGAUCUGGGGCUACGGAGACUGCAGCUGCGGCAAACAGUUCUCCACUGAUACUGGCAGAUGCCAUUGAUCCAAGAAAGGCAGAAAAGGGCUGGGCUGCAUCUACCCCAAAAGCUUCUUCAAAUGGGAAGCCCACAUGUCAAGGAGAAGAGAUUCUGGCCCAAGGAUUAGUUAAUGAUUUAGUGCCAGAGGAUGAGCUCACUGAAGACUUAAAGGACAGCAGUGAAAUCUCUGCUGCUUCCCGAUCAAGCCAUCACCGCCCAAAUAAACUUCACAAGAAGAGGAGCGUGUCACUUGUGGAGAAGUACUCGCUUGCCAACAAAAGGAAAAGUGCCGUUCGGAAAUCCAUGAGCAGGGCAAUUGCCAAGAAGAAAGCAGCUCAGGACUCUUCAUCUGCCUCUAGUCGAGUAAGCUGCCAUAGUUCCGUUGAAGUAUUUUUGGAUGAUGAAACCAGCAAACAUGGACUCUACCGAAAACGCCUUCUGCUUUGGAUGAACAGACUGAUGGUUAGCUAUGCUGUGCAAAGUCCAGUUCAACUUGAGAAGCAGCAAAACAAAGUGUGCGGUAAAGAGACACUUGAAACUAAAUCUGACUCCCAGAUCAAUGGUUCUGAAGUUUCAGCCCAGAACAGCAAUCCUCUUGAACAACUGAAGAAUAGUCGGAAACGAAGUUAUAAACAAGCCAUUAGUGAGCUGCCUGCUGCUCAGCACACGCAAGAUGAAAGCCCUUUCAUUUCCACUCACAAAGCCACAUCGUCUCCUACGAAAAAGGUGGUGUCCUCCUCCUCUGGCCCAUCCAAGAUCAUACGACCCUUCAAAAACUUCUUUCAGUCCAUGCAGAAGAAUCAUCUACUCAAAUCCCCUGGAUCUCCAGGGCACAAUACUGUCAGACGUAAGACUCCCACUAAACCUGCAUUGAAGGGGGAGUUCGUUGAAAAAGAGCGGCAGCGUUUGGAGAGUCUGAGGAAAAAGCAAGAAGCAGAACAGCAAAGGAAGCAGAAAGUGGAGGAAGAAAAGAGACGACGACUGGAAGAGAUAAAAAGAAAGCGUGAAGAGCGUCUAAGAAAGGCACUGCAAGCUCGAGAACGCGUGGAGCAGAUGGAGGAAGAAAAGAAGAAGAGAAUAGGACAGAAGUUCUCCCAACUUGAGGAAAGGAGUGAGAAGGUGCGAGAAGAGAAAAUGACCGAGGAAAAGACCAAGAAAAAAAUGUCUAUUAAGAAAAUGGGGGAAACAGAAGCCCGAAAACAGAAACUGCUGCAGAUGGAAGAAGAGUCAAAAGUUCAAGAGCUCCCAGAAAGAUGGAAGACAGUUGGGGAAAUUAAGAAAAUGUUAGAGCACAAUAGUGCACACCAGGGGAAAGGGUACCAUGGACAGCAAGAUAAAGAGAGACUGAUGAAACCUCUGGAGUUGGCAGUUGUUACAGAAGAGGAGGAAAAUCUGAAGGAGGAACAGAACCCUACACACCUAGAACAGCCACAGAAGGAAAAGAAAACUGCACAGGUGGACGCCGUUCCUGCUGCCAGCAAAUGGCUGAAUAUAACUGCUCAGAAAUCUCCUCUUGGCAGCUCCAACCAAGCGAGCUCCCAAGAUCUGAAAGAUGCCACAUCCCUCAAAGUCAAUCCCAAUGACUAUGGAAUGGAUUUGAAUAGUGAUGACUCCACUGAUGAUGAAAGCCAGCCCCGCAAACCCAUCCCUUCAUGGGCCAAUGGGCUUCAGCUUAACGAAGCUGUCACAUACCAGUACUACAACCCUCCAGACAUCACCAGGUUAUUUGGAAUAAUACUGAGCCCUAAGCUAGAGGAUAUCUUCUACAAAAGUAAACCAAGGUAUUUCAAGCGCACAAGUUCAGCCGUCUGGCAGUCCCCACCUCAACCUGGUACCAAAACAGCGUUGCGUGCAUCCAACAGCAUGAAAAAAUACUGAGCCUGUCAUUGAUGUCACCUGUUUUUUGGUCUUUCAGAUCUGUGUAAGAUGCAUCUGUAAACCAUUUUAAU